AUGAAGCUGUCUACCCUCCUUGUUAUCAUUCCCCUGGCUUCUGCCUUACCUCAGGCCCCGGCCGUCGACGUCCACGCCCUCGAAGCUAGAGACGCAUGCGGCGAUGCGCGAGACGACUGCCUCGUAAAAUGCAGACCCACCGGCCUAGCCUAUAUCUACUGCGUGAGCAGCUGCUUUACCAAGGCGUUGUGGUGCAAAGCGGACGAUUAA
This is a messenger RNA of Trichoderma virens Gv29-8, 210 nucleotides long. RefSeq lists its product as uncharacterized. The transcript has 2 exons. NCBI's taxonomy places the organism in Eukaryota, Fungi, Ascomycota, Sordariomycetes, Hypocreales, Hypocreaceae. The coding region runs from base 1 to 210 and encodes 69 amino acids. The record is from RefSeq and is a predicted model, not a curated record.